UUACACCUCAGCCAGUUCCGUCUCCUCCAAGCCACAGCCUUCAGUGAGAGGAAGCUCGGGUUUGUGGUUCCUGAUUUGUCUGAGAAGAAGCAGUAGGAUGGAGAAUGAGGCCAGUGGAAGUUCUGGCUUCCCACUUCCACGCCACUGACACUUCUGAGGGGAUGAAGGGCCUGGAUUGGUGUUUCCAGUACCCAUGUCCUCACCUGUGGCUAUUGUACUGUGGUCAUGUGUCAUGCAGCUUUCUGUGAAUUCAUUAAGAACAGAGGCUGCGGUAUCUCUAGAGCCCUGCAUGGGGAGCAGGAUCCUUGUCUCAUUGGUUGAGUGAGCUAGGAAGAACACAAGAGGAGGGCGUAUUUCAAACAGCGAUCCUAAUGACUGGUGGUUGAAAAGAACCGGUAGAAAUGGGCACAGGCUGCUAGAAGCCAUUCCCACAGAGGAAUGGGCUUGAUGAAGAAUGGUCAAGAUGCUGCCCUACCACCGAGAGGAAGGCAAGCGAGGGGAGCAGGAAAGAAGCUGAAGUCUCCUGCGCCAUGACUAGUACUGGCAGAUUUGGUCGGCGACAGGAGUGCCGCUUUUCACAGCGCUACUUGUGGUUCCCACCGCUCCAGUUCAAACCAGUGCUUCCCUUGAACUCUCCUUUUCUCACUCGCCGAAGUUUGGGAAGGCCAAAGGCGAAAAACAGGACCCGGAAGUAGGGGGAACCUUCUAAGCACGUGAUGGGAGAGGCGCUGGCUCUGACACGUGACCCUCCAACCUACUACUCUACCUUGCAGAGAGCUCAGCUGCUCUUAAAGACAGCUGGACCCGGGGCUGACCGCCUGGCGUUGAUCCUUCGCACCCACCUGCCCCAGACUUUUAUCUGUUCUCUUGAAGCCAAUCCCGAACUCACGCUGACUCUGGGUCCUUUGGGGGACUAGAUAGAACUCGAUGCUAUGGAAAGCUCUACGGGCUCGUGGAGGCGCCUUGAAGAUUCCGAGAGGGAGGAGACCAACUCAGAGCCCCACGCCCCUCCGGUGGAUGGUCAGAGGGCCCAAUGGAAGAAUGCGGUGGGUUUCUGGAUCCUGGGUCUUUGCAACAAUUUCUCAUAUGUUGUGAUGCUGAGCGCUGCCCAUGACAUCCUUAAGCAAGAGCAGGCGUCUGGGAACCAGAGCCAUGUGGAGCCAGGCCCAACACCCUUACCUCACAACAGCUCGUCUCGAUUUGAUUGCAACUCCAUCUCCACGGCUGCAGUGCUCCUGGCAGACAUACUUCCUACCCUCAUCAUCAAACUCCUGGCUCCUCUUGGCCUUCAUUUGCUGCCCUACAGUCCCCGGGUCCUCGUCAGCGGAGUUUGUUCUGCUGGAAGCUUUAUCCUGGUUGCCUUUUCUCACUCAGUGGGGUUAAGCCUGUUUGGAGUGGUUUUGGCCAGCAUCUCCUCAGGUCUAGGGGAGGUCACCUUCCUCUCACUCACCGCCUUCUACCCCAGUGCUGUGAUCUCCUGGUGGUCCUCGGGGACUGGGGGUGCAGGGCUCCUUGGAUCGCUGUCUUACCUGGGACUCACGCAGGCUGGCCUUUCCCCGCAGCACACCCUGCUUUCUAUGUUGGGGAUUCCCAUUCUGCUGCUGGCCAGCUACUUCUUGUUGCUCACAUCUCCUGAAGCCCAGGACCCUGGAGGGGAAGAUGAAGCAGAGACUGCUGCCCGGCAGCCACUCAUAGGUUCUGAGACCCCAGAGUCAAAUCCAGGUUUCAGCUGGGACCUCUCGUUCCAGGAACGGUGGAUAGUGUUCAAGGGCCUCUUGCGAUAUAUCACCCCCUUGGUGCUGGUUUACUUUGCCGAAUAUUUCAUCAACCAGGGUCUUUUUGAGCUCCUGUAUUUCCGGAACACAUCCCUGAGUCACGCUCAGCAGUACCGAUGGUACCAGAUGCUCUACCAGGCUGGUGUGUUUGUCUCCCGCUCUUCUCUGAACUGUUGCCGAAUCCGGUUCACCUGGGUCCUAGCCUUGCUGCAGUGCCUCAACCUGGCCUUUCUACUGGCUGAUGUUUGUUUGAGCUUCCUGCCCAGCAUCUACCUCAUCUUCAUCAUCAUUCUGUAUGAAGGGUUCCUGGGUGGGGCCGCCUACGUGAACACCUUCCACAACAUUGCUCUAGAGACCAGUGACAAGCAUCGAGAGUUUGCCAUGGAGGCUGCCUGUAUCUCUGACACCUUGGGAAUCUCCAUGUCAGGGGUCCUGGCUUUGCCUUUGCAUGACUUCCUCUGCCAUCUCCCUUAACAUGGGUUGUUCAGGACUCACUGACCUGCAGACAGAUGAGAUACACUUGUGAGCUCUGCUCUAGCCCUUCCUAGCAGGCUGGGGAGUGGGAAGAGCUACAGUCCUGCCACGCUUCAGCAAGGAGCCCCCAUUGUUUCCCACCCCUGAGCUGGUCUCUGGGAGUUUUCCCUCAGCCUCAUGCCCUUCUAAUAAAUGCUUAUUUUAUCAGUUUA
Messenger RNA from Arvicola amphibius (Eurasian water vole), 2461 nucleotides. RefSeq names its product CLN3 lysosomal/endosomal transmembrane protein, battenin (gene Cln3). The record is from RefSeq and is a predicted model, not a curated record. The transcript is spliced from 17 exons. Gene Ontology annotation, cellular component: lysosome; membrane. Lineage: Eukaryota; Metazoa; Chordata; Mammalia; Rodentia; Cricetidae. Gene Ontology annotation, biological process: lysosomal lumen acidification; lysosome organization. The coding region runs from base 933 to 2249 and encodes 438 amino acids.